Molecule: messenger RNA, 696 nt
Organism: Ostreococcus lucimarinus CCE9901
Lineage: Eukaryota; Viridiplantae; Chlorophyta; Mamiellophyceae; Mamiellales; Bathycoccaceae
Gene: CPN20
Product: co-chaperonin 20, chloroplastic
Exons: 2
Coding region: 1-696 (231 amino acids)
Cellular component (GO): plastid; mitochondrial matrix
Molecular function (GO): metal ion binding; protein folding chaperone; protein-folding chaperone binding
Source: RefSeq, a predicted model, not a curated record
AUGUUCGCCGUCUCCGCGCACUCGCGCGCGCGCAUCGCGCCCGCGGUCAUUCCGCGCGCGCGCGCGCGCGUCGUCACGCGCGCCGGCGCCGCGUUCGAGGUGCCGUCGGCGUACAAGACGGUGACGCCGUGCGGCGCGGGCGUCUUAAUCAAGGUGGCGGCCGCGGAAACGGUGACCAAGGGCGGGAUCGUGCUCACGGAGAGCGCGCAGCGCAAGCCCACGAGCGGCGACGUCACGGCGAUCGGACCGGACGUGAAACACGUCAAGACCGGUUCCACGGUGUUGUACAGCAGAUUCGGCAUCGGGUGCACCGACGUGGUCGUCGCCGGCGAGGAGUACACGAUGAUUCGAGAACAAGAUCUCAUCGGUACGCUCCCGAGCAGCGGCGCGCGCGCGAACGAUAUCCCAAAGCUUCAACCUUGCGGCGAUCGCGUCCUGUUGUCGGUGGAGAAGGCGGCCGCGGAAACCAAGGGGGGCAUCUUACUCACGGAGGGGUCCAAGGAGAAGCCCAUCGUCGGCACCGUCGUCGCCGUCGGGCCGGGCAAGGCGGGCGAAAAAGACGAAGAAGUCAAGCCGAUGACCCUGAAGGCGGGCGACAAGGUGAUUUACUUCAAGUACGCCGGUGACCAAAUGACCGACGAGGAAGGCAACGGCUUCGUCGUCUUGCACGAGAGCGACUGCUUGGCCAAGCUUUAA